AUGAAGACCCCCAGCACUCCAAACAAUGCCAGCACCAUCACUGGCUUCAUCCUGCUGGGCUUCCCUUGCCCCAGGCAAGGCCAGAUCCUCCUCUUCAUGCUCUUCUCUGUCAUCUACCUCCUCACCAUCAUGGGCAAUGGAUGCAUCAUCUGGGCUGUGCACUGGGAUCAGAGACUCCACACCCCCAUGUACAUCCUACUUGCCAACUUUUCCUUCCUGGAGAUAUUGUACAUCACCUCCACAGUCCCCAACAUGUUGGCCAACUUCCUGUCUGACACCAAGGUCAUCUCCUUCUCUGGGUGCUUUCUGCAGUUCUAUUUCUUUUUCUCCCUGGGAUCUGCAGAAUGCUUUUUCCUGGCAGUUAUGGCCUUCGACCGGUACCUUGCCAUCUGCCAGCCUCUGCAUUACCCCAUGUUUAUGACGAGGCCUCUCUGCAAUAUCCUCGUGGUCAGCUGCUGGGUGUUUGGUUUCCUCUGGUUCCUUGUUCCUAUCAUCAUUAUUUCCCAGAUGUCCUUCUGUGGAUCCAGGAUUAUUGAUCAUUUCUUGUGUGACCCAGGCCCUCUGCUGGCCCUAACCUGUGUAAGAAACUCUGUAGUAGAGUUGACUAGUUCCAUCUUAAGUUCUCUGCUUUUAUUUGUUCCCUUUCUCUUCAUCAUGGGAUCCUAUGCUCUGGUACUGAGAGCUGUGCUGAGAGUUCCUUCAGCAGCUGGAAGAAGAAAGGCCUUCUCUACCUGUGGGUCCCAUUUGGCUGUGGUGUCUCUUUUCUAUGGCUCAGUAAUGGUCAUGUAUGUGAGCCCAACAUCAGAUCAUGAAGCUGGAAUGCAGAAAAUUGUCACUCUAUUUUAUUCUGUGAUUACUCCGCUCAUUAAUCCUAUAAUAUAUAGUCUGAGGAACAAAGAUAUGAAACAUGCAAUGAAGAAAUUACUGAAAGUAUAA
Molecule: messenger RNA, 936 nt
Organism: Jaculus jaculus (lesser Egyptian jerboa)
Lineage: Eukaryota; Metazoa; Chordata; Mammalia; Rodentia; Dipodidae
Product: olfactory receptor 11G2
Exons: 1
Coding region: 1-936 (311 amino acids)
Biological process (GO): G protein-coupled receptor signaling pathway
Cellular component (GO): membrane
Molecular function (GO): olfactory receptor activity; G protein-coupled receptor activity
Source: RefSeq, a predicted model, not a curated record